Naegleria lovaniensis is the source of this 279-nucleotide messenger RNA. RefSeq lists its product as uncharacterized. Lineage: Eukaryota; Heterolobosea; Eutetramitea; Acrasida; Naegleriidae. The transcript has a single exon. The coding region runs from base 1 to 279 and encodes 92 amino acids. The record is from RefSeq and is a predicted model, not a curated record.
AUGGAAGAAAAUAUUACUCCAUACAUGGUCCAAGCUUUCUACAACCUCAAACCAGGUGGAACACUCUUUAUUGCUGCAACUACCAGCACAAAUUUACCUCAAAAACAAAUUGCCAAUAUGGGAUUUGUCGACCAAACCAGUUCAGACCAUGAUAUGAUUCGAAUUGACAAUGGAAAAGGUACUACCAACAUUUGCAUUUACAAAUUCAAGAAGAGAAAGACUGACGUCAUCUAUUCUCUCGAAGAGAUGAAAAUUAAUAUUGAAAUGCAUCUGUGUUGA